Messenger RNA from Protopterus annectens (West African lungfish), 1923 nucleotides. RefSeq lists its product as uncharacterized. The coding region runs from base 239 to 1633 and encodes 464 amino acids. The transcript is spliced from 5 exons. The record is from RefSeq and is a predicted model, not a curated record. NCBI's taxonomy places the organism in Eukaryota, Metazoa, Chordata, Ceratodontiformes, Protopteridae.
UUUGAUGGGACUUUUAUUGAAAUGAAACGGAACAAAUGUCUGCUUUCUGCGCCGCACCAAAGUGCUCAGAAAAGUGUAGUGAAGGUACUGCUAGAAGGGGUAUUCUACAAAGAAGGUUCCACGGGCAGGAAAAUCGAACCAUUCUGAUCCACAGCAAGAAGCAACAGAAGGAUGUAGUCCAUCUGUCACCCAUGAGAAAAAUCUGAAGGGUGACAGCACUGAAAAGCAGUCAGAAAAGAUGGUUGAAUCCCCUUCUACAGAGAAAUGCAGCCAAAUAUCAGUUUUAGGAGAUGGUCAGCCUGGGAUUGGGGACCUGGUACUUGCUGCAGAGUUGGUGGAAACUGUGAAUGAUACAGUGUGCCAUGUCCAAAAAGAGGCCUGGGCACGACAAGUGACAGGACAUGACCAUGGUUCUUAUGCCAUCCCUGAGGACCUGCUAGUAUUGAAGCAGAUGGUGAGGGAACUGAAAAAGACCAUUUAUCAGCAGACACAAGGACUCUCUGCACUGCAGUCAGCAUUAACAUUGAAAACUGAAGAGUACCAGGAGCUGAAGGAGAAAGCAGAGGAUGAGAAGUGCCAAUUGUCAGUGGAGUUGGGCCAACAGAACUCUGAGCUGGAGGCAGAGAAUACCAAUCUGCGUUUCCAGAAAGCGAGUCUUGAUAAUAUGGUGCAAAACCUCAAGGAACAGAUAGACUCUAGUGCUGGUGCUGUUCUCUUCAUGAGUCAGCAACUGAAAGAGAAUCAGAUCCCUGUGAAAGAGGCUGCCUUCACCAUGGAGAACAUCAAAGAGGACAAGAAAUGGGUGCGAUUUUACACUGGGUUUGAUAGCUAUGAACGUUUCCUAACAUUCUUGGAGUUUGUGACUGGAGAUGUUGAACUGUGUGCUGGAAAAAUCCGUGGCCACUUUAGUAAAGGGAAAAUAGACGUUGGUCCUAACAUGACACUGAGCCAUGAAGACCAGCUUCUUCUUGUUUUGGUGAGGCUUAGACUUGGCCUUCUGCUUCAGGAUUUGGCUUUUCGUUUUAGGGUGUCAGAAUCUACUGCCUCUCGGAUUUGGUUGAACUGGACUGAGGUGAUGCAUACAAGACUCUUACAGAUUCCAGUUAUAUACAGCCAGAAGUAUAUUGAUAGUUUCCAGCCUAAGAGAGUCAUCCACCACCAGGGUAUCACACUUACCAUCUUGGAGUGCACAGACCUUUUCUUUGAUGUCAGUGCUAAGGACCGCACUAAGCUGUCGAACACUAGACCUUACCGUGAUCACUAUAUUCGCCAUGGCUAUGUCAUUGCUUCCCCAAAUGGUUUCAUGACUUUCAGCUCUAGUCUGCCUUUUGGAAUUGCAGGAAGAGUGGGAGAAGAACACAUCACUUCAGGAGAGGAAGAGUGGGAAAGUGAACAAGGGGUUUCCACACUCAGCCUCCCUCCGUUCUUGCAGAAUAUUCCUGUGUUCCUCCCACCAGAGCAGCAGGAUUUGGUUCAGCAGGUCUUGAGUGUAAAGAGCCUUGUUGAUAAAGUCCUCAAUUAUCGCUUUCUCAAGAAUGUGUACCCUCAGAGUAUGGUGGUACAGGUUGAUCGAGUGUGGACUAUAUGCUGUUACUUGGCCUGCAUGCUGCAUGAACCUAUGGGACUUCAGUGAAAAUGGAUCUUGAAGCCCAAAUACUAUGUGAGGGUCAUUAACUAAGAUGACAUGCUUUUAACCAAAGAUGAGAAGAAGAUUCCAUCAUGAAGCAAAGGAUGUGAAAUGCAUCUGCAGAGUCGGAAGAAAGACGUCUUUUCUAUAUGCAUGUAGCGUACUUUAGUUAAGGCAAUAAAUGGGCAUCAGUAGCUGAAUGACAUUCCUUUAAGGAUAAUAAUUAUUUAUAUAUAAUGACAUUGAGCUACUUUAUUGCAGUGAUCCAAAUGGAAAUUUCCAGGUAGUCUGUUGAU